AAUCCUAGCAGACACGCUAGAGUGCACAUGCAGCACACACUUCAUCACCCUGAUGGCUUUUGUGUAAACUGCAGACUCUGCCUCUUCAUUUGUCUCCUCCUCUGUCUGUCCCUUCUCGGUGUUCCCUAUGCAGCCUUCCCUCCAUCACUCCCGGACAGCAUCUCUCCAUCCUCUGUUGCCUGGCAGCUUGGGUACCUAUCACACUAGAGUUAUAGUCUAUCAGUAGGGUAGCUUCUGACUUCUGUCCCAUUGUUAAAGGGCUGAAUAGAAAGGCGUCUGGGUCUCCUCUGUAGGAUAGUCCUUCUGUAAGGUGUCCAGAAUUCUUCUUUUGUUACAGCGGGAUAUACAGAUUUGCAGACCCUCCCCCAUGUGCUCUCUAUUCAUUCACAGGCAUCCUUUGGGCUCCUUACUAUUGUAGCUCAGCAUCCUGCACUACCUCUUUCAUUCUCUUUGUUCCUGGUCUCCCCUUAAAGAUGGUUUGAUGUUUCCUUCUCUACUCUGCAUCUCCCUCCCUUGACAGGCAUCCACGGGCCCCACAUCUCAACUGUCACCCAGUGGGUGCCAUGAUAUCCCCUAAAGAGAAGACCAAACCUCGCCCCCCAAAGGACAGCAUGACUCUCUUACCGUGCUUCUAUUUUGUGGAGCUUCCCAUUGUGGCCUCUUCCAUAGUAUCCCUGUACUUUCUGGAGCUGACCGACAUCUUCAGGCCCGCACAAGGUGGAUUUCAGUGUCAUGAUCGUUCACUCUCUAUGCCAUAUGUUGAGAGUAAUGAAGAGCUCAUUCCACUUCUCAUGCUGCUCAGUCUUGCGUUUGCUGCCCCAGCAGCCUCUAUAAUGCUUGGAGAGGGAGUCCUUUACUGUAUUCAGUCCAAACUGAAAGGUCAUGGUAGCUCUGAAGGAAGUAUUAAUGCAGGGGGUUGCAAUUUUAAUUCAUUUCUACGCAGGACGGUUCGAUUUGUGGGUGUUCAUGUCUUUGGUCUGUGUGCCACUGCAUUGGUCACCGAUGUCAUUCAGCUAGCCACUGGAUAUCAUGCUCCAUUCUUCCUCACAGUCUGUAAGCCUAACUACACAAGGCUUGGUACUUCAUGUGCAACAAACCCCUAUAUAACACAGGAUAUCUGCACUGGAAAUGACCAGCAUGCUAUUUUAUCAGCCAGGAAGACGUUCCCUUCACAACAUGCUACACUUUCGGCUUUUGCUGCUGUCUACGUAUCUAUGUAUUUUAACUCCAUCAUAACAGAUAGUACAAAACUUCUGAAACCAUUGCUGGUUUUCUCUUUUGCCAUUGCCGCUGGAGUGUGUGGACUGACCCAGAUUACACAGUACCGCAGUCAUCCAGUAGAUGUGUACGCAGGAUUUCUUAUUGGAGCAGGCAUCGCUGCUUAUUUAGCAUAUCAUGCUGUGGGUAAUUUUCGGGCAUCAUCUGAGGACUCUUUGCCAGCACCCCCAAGUAAAGAUGGUUUACGUGCUUUAACACAGCGUGGACAUGAGUCCGUAUAUCACCAGAACAAAUCCUCAAGCAAUGAUGAACUAUCUCCCCAUCCAGGUGGCCAGGCUACCCAGCGCCAAGUUCAGCGUGAGAAAAACUCUCUUGGCAGUCUAAAACGUGCCAGCGUGGAUGUUGACUUAUUAGCCCCUAGAAGUCCCAUGGGAAAGGAGAACAUGGUAACUUUUAGUAACACUCUGCCCCGAGUGAGUACCCCAUCCAUGGAGGACACUGCCCGUCGGCACAUGACUAUGCACAUGCCCACUGAAGGCUCUCGUCAGAGGACAGCAGGUCCUGAAUGGAAGCCAAAGCCUAUGGAAGGGCGUAGUUUGACACUUGGAGAGGAGGUUGCAUUAGCACAAGCCCAUAGAAGGGCUGCCUCUGAAACUUCUGGUAUUAUACUUGAUGAACCAGACCCUGACAGAAUUCCUUCAUCACUUUAUCCUACAGUUCAGGCUCGGGCAGGAGCUCCUCGGGUACUUAUUCAACCACGCCCUGCAGCCCCACCACUUCUACACAUCCCUGAAGAAAAUCAAACUGGUUCCCCAAAGAGCAGUUCAGCAAUUAGAGCCAAAUGGAUGAUGAUGGCUGAAAAAGGAGGGGCACCAAGAGCAGCUACAAACCCUCCAAGAUUAAUGCAAGUGAUUGCCAUGUCAAAACAACAGCAACAACAACAGCAGGCAACAGUUCUAGGCUCCAGUACUCCAAAACAUUCUGAAACAUCUUCUUCUUCUACAACCAGCAGUUCUGACUCAUCACAGUACCGUUCACCAUCAGAAAGGGAUAGUUCUAGCAUUGUCACAAUUGAUGCACAUGCUCCUCAUCACCCUGUUGUUCAUCUGUCUUCAGGCAACGGCCCAUGGGAGUGGAAGGCGGGACAAAAGGCUGGAGAUGCCCAAGAACCAGGAAGUUUUGACAUGAGCAAAGACUUUCGUGGCUACAGACCACCAAAGGGUGCUGGUGUGUCUCCAGGUUCUUCUAUUAGUGACCUAGAGCCUGAUCCUGAACCACGUUGUGGACCAACUGUCAAUGUUGCUGGAGGUGUGCCAACCCCUCUAAUAGCUGAGACUAUAGGCAUUUCUAGCCGAGAAGCUAGUCUAAGGAGGAAACCCCAAACAAGUGAAAGGGAGAGUAGUGAAGAAGUGGAAGAGCCAUUUUACAAGAAGAUUCAGAAUCAACGAUUUAAGGACUGAAAUAUGGAAGAGUUAAAAUGUAAAUAUGUUGGCAUGUUGGACAAAGGGAACUUAUACUACAUAAAACAGCAGCAAUCACUGCCCAAUUAGCAUGGAAGAAUUACUAUUGUACAGAAAGUGAUGUCAAAUCUCCAUGGAGACUUUACUGAAAUGACAUUUUGAACUCCAUGUAAAAACAUCGGUAUGAAAUACAUUUUCAUACAGUAAUGACUCAAGUUUUCUUCCUAAUUUGUGCAGCACAUUGAACUGGUUGCAACUAAUCAAGAAAUAUCUUGUUUUGCUUAUGAAAGAAGCAAUUGCAUCAAGAUGAUUUUUGUAACAUUUAUAGCUACAUAAGAGAACAGUUGACAAAUUCCUUGACAAAAUAGGAAUCUACAGGUCUCUCCAGGUCAACCAAGUUGUUUUUUUCUGCUAAAACUUGCUCUGGAAGAGAUGAUGCAGAUAACUGUGUGGUGUCCAUUUGGAGAUGCUCAUGAAAAUCACAGUUUUGUAAGCAACACAUUUUAGACGAAAGUGAUGAUUAAAACAAGGCUUGUGGAUAACGAGAGUGAUAACUUGAAGUUAUAAGGCACAAGUGGCUUUAUCCAGUAAUUAGGAACUGAAGCAUUCCAGAAAUAUAUAAGCUCAGAAGACCCCAAAACCUCUAGUGCAGGGAGUGUUUUACUCCUGUCUCUAAGAGGAUACAUUGUGUAAUUCUCAAAGGUGCUCAGUCUUUUUCAUGUUAGGAUCAAAGAUGUUAUUGUGCCAUUAGGAUUUUUCUGGCCACAAACAUAUGUGUCUUACAUUACGUGAUAGAAGUCCAUAUCGGACAUUAUGAGAAAACUUGUAAUAUUGAAUCCAAAUUGGGUCCUGACCCACAGGCUGCACUCCUUAUGGCAUGAAAGGGGUGUAUUCUGAACCAUUGUUUGAAGAAUUUGUACUCAAUUUCCAACAACCUUUUGUCCAAUUAAACAUUCUCACUUUUG
Nanorana parkeri is the source of this 3643-nucleotide messenger RNA. It is a transcript of the gene PLPPR3, whose product is annotated as phospholipid phosphatase related 3. NCBI's taxonomy places the organism in Eukaryota, Metazoa, Chordata, Amphibia, Anura, Dicroglossidae. The record is from RefSeq and is a predicted model, not a curated record. Gene Ontology annotation, molecular function: phosphatidate phosphatase activity. The transcript is spliced from 9 exons. Gene Ontology annotation, biological process: phospholipid dephosphorylation; signal transduction; phospholipid metabolic process. Bases 564 to 2678 code for a protein of 704 amino acids.